This is a messenger RNA of Toxorhynchites rutilus septentrionalis, 2628 nucleotides long. RefSeq lists its product as uncharacterized. Bases 424 to 2628 code for a protein of 734 amino acids. The transcript has 3 exons. NCBI's taxonomy places the organism in Eukaryota, Metazoa, Arthropoda, Insecta, Diptera, Culicidae. The record is from RefSeq and is a predicted model, not a curated record.
CAUUGAUAUAGCUGUUGAAAAGUGAUAAUAUGAAAAAGUGAUAAAUGAUCAUUUAUAAUUGUUACGGCCCUGAUCAAUGAGUGAACACAGGCCGCUAAAUGCGCAAUGAGUUAGUAAUCGAAGUAGACAAUGGCAACUGAAAAUCAUUUUGAAAACUUGAAAAACGUCUUGAAUUUGUUGUUAUAAAAAAUAUAUUGCAUUGUGAGAACUAUUAGUUUAAAAAGAAUUUGCAUAGUUUAAAGGUAGGCUGUUGUCAUAGAAGAAAAGGGAGAAACAGAACAUUUAUUUUACUUUUAGUUCGUAACCGUUACUCUGUACUGAGAAGACAGGAAGAUUGGGGGAAAAAUAUAAGGAAAAGGAAAAACCAAAUUUCUUUGAGUGUGACAUAAAUAUCAUACUACAUCGAGUGGUUUUUUAUUCAAUAUGCUGCCCCGAACACCCCCAACAUUUUCUCAAAGAAAUUUGCCCGUGAUGACGCGCUUUCCUUGUUGCGACCGAGACGAACAGUAUGACGAUAUGGUGGAAUGUGGCCGAUGCACAAAAUGGUACCAUUAUUCAUGUGUCGGAGUGAACCAGAGCGUAGCGGAGCUAGCAUGGUUCUGUAAGAAGUGCCUCGGAGAGGACUUAUCGACUCAUGAGUUGUUGGGGAAACCGGGAGCGUCCCGCAUCCAACCAUUCCGAGCAGCAAAAACAUCGAAGAGUAAUAAGGAGCAUUCUGGCCAGUCUGAAGGUGUAAAUGUUGUAAAAACAUGUUCGAAUCGUUCAGUGCAAAGCCAAACGGCUUAUAGCAGCGCAGCAUCAAGUAAGAAUAGUCGCAAAGGUGGAAGUAUUAAAUCGACAGGAUCCAAACAAGACCUAGCUGUGAAGCGGAUUGAAGAACUUAUGGAAAAGAGCCGCCUGGAGACAUUAGCGGAGGAGAAUCAGCUAAAGAUUUUGGAACUGAAACAGAAACAGAUAGAACGUAAGAAGCAGGAAAUGGAUGAACUGCUACAGCUGUCGAAAGUGAUCGAAGAGGACUCUGAAGACGAAGAAAAAGAAGAUAACGUUGGUUAUAGAAAGAGGAUAGGAGAGUGGAUAUCACAGUGCGAGAAAGUGCAUCCUGUUAUGCCGCAGUUUGCUGAUGAUGAGAAAAAUCCAUCUGGAGAGUUUUCAACAAGAUUUUCUGUAGUACCGUCGAGAGACAGCGAGGGAGAACGGGAAAGAAGAGAUCAUUUCCAAAUGAGGAGCUCUAGCUUGAUAGAAGUUCCUUCAAAACUACAAAUUGCUUCGCGACAGGUUUUUCCGAGGAGUUUACCGACGUUUUCAGGGCGUCCAGAAGAUUGGCCGUUAUUCAUCAGCGCAUAUGAGCAGGCGAAUUUGUCAUGCGGAUUCACCAAUGCUGAGAAUCUUGUAAGGCUGCAGGAGGCAUUGAAGGGGAAGGCCCUGGAUGUUGUGCGGAAUCGAUUACUUCUUCCAGAUAACGUACCAACAAUAAUUGAGAAGCUACGUCGUCGAUUCGGAAAUCCAGCGAUUCUGUCAACUAUGAUGGCCCAAAGGAUCCACAAGCUCGAAGGUCCAGAUUCGGAGAAUUUGGAAUCUGUCAUUGAGUUUGGAAGUGCGAUUGAGGAAUUCACGCAACAUCUGGAGGUUGCAAAGCUCACCGACCACUUGAAGAAUCCCAUACUCAUGCAGAGUCUAGUACAGAAGCUUCCAUCGUGCUAUGCUAUGCAGUGGGUAGAAUAUAAGCGUCGAGCGAAGACAGUAGACUUGAAAACCUUCGGAAAGUUUAUGGAGGACCUUGUAGAUAAGGCAUUAGAAGCAACGUUCGAGAAAUUGGACGGAUCAUCUUCCAAGAAGAGUGAAAAACCGAAAGCUAAAGGUUUCAUUUACUCGACAGAAGAAUCCUGUAAGGUUCCCGAGAAGCUGAAGUACGAUUUUGGUAAGAAGCCACAAACCCUCCAGAUACAACAUUCAUCGAAGAAGGAAGUUAGCUGCUCUGUCUGUCAAAUACCUGGACAUUUUGGCCGUAAUUGUAGAGAAUUUCGUAACAAGAGCCUGGAAGAUAGAUGGAGAAUCGUGAAACGUAGGGAACUCUGUCCGCUUUGUCUCUACAAUCACGGAAAUUCGCCAUGUAGGUCAAAUAUUCGCUGUGACGACAAAGACUGCAACGAACAUCAUCACCCGCUGUUGCACCCUGCUAUUCAUGAAGGGACAUCCAUAAUGGAAGCGCCGUGUAACAAUCAUCGUUUACCUAGCAGAACAGUUAUGUUUCGCAUAAUUCCUGUGACGUUAUACCACGACAGUGAAGAAGUGGAUACGUUGGCACUAGUGGAUGAAGGAUCAUCAAUUUCACUAAUAGAUUGUGAAGUAGCGAAGCUUUUACGAGUUGAUGGACCAUGCGAACCAUUGAAAAUGUGUUGGACGAAUGGAGUCAGUCGCACUGAAACCAAUUCUAAAAAAAUAGACUUGAUGAUUUCUGGAAGAAAUCAAUCGAAGCGUUUUGAUCUGCGAGCAGGGAGAACUGUCAGUAAACUUGACCUACCAGCUCAGCAUCUGGAUUCGAGACAGCUCAUUCAAGAGUUUCAGCAUCUUAAGGAUAUUGAAAUAUUGAGUUAUGAAUUGGAAGAACAGGAGAGCCAAUUGCUGUGA